AUGCAGAACCUCUCAGAGGGUUUACUCAAAGCAGUAAGAAAAGUGACUGAGACUGCUGAACUGAAAUUGAAGCUUUGUACACAUACAAGAAUUCUAAAUGAGAUUGAGGUCUUGUGUAUGCAGUGGCAGGCUGAGAUGAAAGCUAAACAACAAUUAGCAUUCACUGUGAAUCAAGUAUUCACUAUGAAGAGCUUCGCUGAUGCAAUCAUCAUUAUUAAUAAAGAUAGAGAAAACCAGAUCUUAGAUCUGCAGCAGAAGAUUGAAUAUUUAUACAGACAGAUGACUAUAUCAAAUCUGAAGGUUUCAUCACAAUCAUUCAUAAUCUCUUCAAAAGUGUACACAUUAUCAGAGAUCACUGCACAGAAUGAGAAUCUGAGCAUGGAAUACAUCAAGUCAGAAGAUCUGCUGAAGCUAUUAAGCUUCAAUAGUGACUGA
Molecule: messenger RNA, 435 nt
Organism: Blastomyces dermatitidis ER-3
Lineage: Eukaryota; Fungi; Ascomycota; Eurotiomycetes; Onygenales; Ajellomycetaceae
Exons: 1
Coding region: 1-435 (144 amino acids)
Source: RefSeq, a predicted model, not a curated record